AUGUCAGCGGGUGCAUCCAAUACAGUAUAUGGAGGAGAUGAAAUAAAUGCAAUAAUACUAGAUAUAGGAUCUUAUCAAACCAAAAUAGGUUAUGCAGGUGAUGAUUUCCCUAAAAUAAUAACAUCAUCAAAUUAUGGUCAAUUAGAAAAAGGAACCUAUUUAUUUGGAGAAAGUUUAAAUGUACCAAGAAAAGAAGAAAUUGAAAUAAAACCCAUAGUUGAAAAUUCAUUAAUUAUAGAUUGGGAAGCAGCAAUGGAACAAUUUGAAUGGUUUUUUAAACAACUCAAGAUAAAUCCAAAAGAACAACCAAUACUUAUAACUGAACCAAUUUGGAGUACAAAUGAAUAUAGAAUUAAAUUAAUUGAAAAUUUUUUUGAAAAAUUUGAAUUUCCUGGUAUAUAUUUAGCAAAAGUUCCUUCAUGUAUAAGUUUUCAACAAGGUAGAGCAAAUUGUUUAGUUGUUGAUUUAGGUCAUGAUAGUUGUAGUAUAACACCAGUAAUUGAUGGAAUAUGUCUUAUAAAAUCUUCAUUAAGAACUCCAUAUUCUGGGAAAUUUUUAAAUAAUAUAAUUGAAGAUUAUUUCAACAAACAAGAUAUAAAAUUGGAACCAAGUUUAUUUAUUAAAAGUAAAACACCAACAAAGUUUCCUGAAGAAGAACCAAAAUUUGAAUUAAAACCAUUAGGAAAAGAUAUAAAAAUAUCAGAACUGUUUAAAAAAAAUCAAAUAUCGAGAAUAUACCAUGAAUUUAAAGAAUCAUUAUUAGAAAUCCCAUCGCAAGAAAUGAAAAAAGUUAUACAACAACAACAACAACAACAACAAGAUCCAAAAUCUUCAACUAUAUUCUCAAAAAGAUCAUUUGAAUUACCAACUGGUCAAUCAAUAACAAUAGGUCAAGAAAGAUUUGAAAUUGCAGAGACUAUAUUUGAACCAAAUUUAUAUACUUUUAAAAAUCAAAAUUUACAACCAAAACCAAGCAAUGGAGAAAUUCCCGGGAUCGAACAUAACACAAUAAAUGAAUAUAGACCAUUAAAAAGAAUACGUAAAAAUGAAGAUGAAGAAACCGAUUCAGAUUCAAAAUUAGAUAUAAGAGGUAUAUCACAAUUAAUAACCCACAUAUUAUCAAUAAUAGAUAUUGAUUUAAGAGCAUCAUUAGCUAAUAACAUAAUAAUAACUGGUGGAACAUCAUUAAUUACAAGUUUAACUGAAAGACUAUAUCAUGAAUUAUCAAAUUCAAAUCCUGGUUUAAAAAUUAGAUUACAUGCAGUAGGAAAUUCAAUGGAAAGAAUUAAUCAAUCUUGGAUUGGUGGUAGUGUUUUAGCAAGUUUGGGUACUUUUCAUCAAAUGUGGGUAAGUGAAAAAGAAUAUAAAGAUGAAGGUUCUGAUAGAAUUUUAAAUCAAAGAUUUAGAUAA
This is a messenger RNA of Lodderomyces jiufengensis, 1410 nucleotides long. It is a transcript of the gene ARP4, whose product is annotated as Arp4p. Lineage: Eukaryota; Fungi; Ascomycota; Pichiomycetes; Serinales; Debaryomycetaceae. Gene Ontology annotation, molecular function: chromatin binding. The transcript has a single exon. Gene Ontology annotation, cellular component: NuA4 histone acetyltransferase complex; SWI/SNF complex. Gene Ontology annotation, biological process: regulation of transcription by RNA polymerase II. The record is from RefSeq and is a predicted model, not a curated record. The coding region runs from base 1 to 1410 and encodes 469 amino acids.